AUGAAGGCAUCUGCUAUUGUUUUCUCUGUCAUCCUCCCUGCUGCUCAGGCCAGAGUUAGGAGUUCUGGCAAGGGCAACAGCAUGAUAGAGCCGGACGCCAAAGCACCCAAACCAAACACGGAUCGCGAUGAGCAGGCUCCGGAGCCCAACGCAAAUACAAUCAAAACAAUCACAGAUCAAUAUGUCUUUGAGCUCGCCAUGCCUGACUUCCUAAAGAAGCGAGACGCAAAAGAUCCAGAAUCCUUAGACUGGGAAAGUGAUGGCUGCACCUACGUCUUCGAUAAUCCCUUAGGCUUCUCCUUUGUGAAUGGAUGCUACCGUCAUGACUUCGCCUACCGCAACUAUAAGGCUCAGGACCGUUUUACUGAGACUGCAAAAGACAUCAUCGAUCAGAAAUUCCUCUUUGAGUACGUAUCUCUAUAA
Messenger RNA from Hirsutella rhossiliensis, 423 nucleotides. RefSeq names its product prokaryotic phospholipase a2 domain-containing protein. The record is from RefSeq and is a predicted model, not a curated record. The transcript has a single exon. The coding region runs from base 1 to 423 and encodes 140 amino acids. Gene Ontology annotation, molecular function: A2-type glycerophospholipase activity. Gene Ontology annotation, biological process: phospholipid metabolic process; arachidonate secretion. NCBI's taxonomy places the organism in Eukaryota, Fungi, Ascomycota, Sordariomycetes, Hypocreales, Ophiocordycipitaceae.